UUGUCCAGUGCAGCCACUGAUUAUCGCCUACUCCAACACAUGUACUCAGAAUGUAAAGUAUCACGUCAAAUAUGGGACGAAAUAUCACGUGAGAAUCUCAAUUUACUGAUAAAGCUAUUAGUUGCAAACUCGACAUUGUCAAUCCUACAAUAUUUAAUUGUAAAUCGUUACCUCCAAGCAAUUCAUCGUUUCUUUCGGGAACGACGACAGACCUCAACAGCGUUAAGGACCCCCUUAAAGUCUCGCGAUAUCACUGCUUGGGUUACGUUCUUUAAAUCAACAAUUAGAUAAAAUAAUAUGAACAAUAAAUUGUGAGAGGUUUUCAAAGUCAACACUUUUUCCUCUCACUCAAUAACGUUUAUUAUAGGGCAACUAUAAAAUGAAUAAUCAGAAGGAGGUUAUAUAGCCAAUAUAACCAAUGAUUAUAUAGACAAACUAUAGGAUAAUAAACAUCGAAUGAAGAAAAGAAAAA
Messenger RNA from [Candida] anglica, 472 nucleotides. The record is from the annotation of a GenBank genome assembly. NCBI's taxonomy places the organism in Eukaryota, Fungi, Ascomycota, Pichiomycetes, Serinales, Debaryomycetaceae.